UGGAUGAUUCUAGGAGCAACUUGAGGAGAUAUCUGAUGUUAAUUUCUUUAUGCUUCUAUAUCCAGUCCAGUUAUGGAGCCGGGGAUAGUAAUAGUAACAUAUCCAGAGAAGAAGACAUGGAGAUUGAAAGGCAACUUAAAAUUCUCAAUAAACCUCCUGUCAAAACAAUAGUUAACAAACAUGGUGACAUUAUAGACUGCAUUGACAUCUUCAAGCAACCUGCUUUUGAUCAUCCACUGUUGAAGGAUCAUAAAUUCCAGAUGGAACCAAAUUUUAAUGGGGAAGGAAAGACUAGUAAAAUAGGUUCAUCCGAGGCAUCAAGGACUCCAUGGUUAGAGUUUAAGCUUCCGAGAGAAAUGUGUCCGCCAAGAACAGUGCCUAUCCGAAGGACCAUGAAAAGAGAGCUGAUACUUGGUUCUAAAUAUCGUAAGGAAAAGACUAGACCAAACAACUUGGAAACACUUGCGCCUAUGUCUCAUCAUUUUGUGUCACUGGAACCUACGGAAGGAAAAAAAUACUAUGGAGGCCAAGUUGCUAUUGGUAUACACAAUCCAACAGUAUCUCCAGAGCAAUUCACCCAAGCACAAAUGUGGAUUCAGGACGGUCCGGAAGCAGAAAAGAUUAGCAUAGAGAUCGGAUGGGCCGUAUAUCCAGAACUCUUCGGCGAUAAUAUCACCAGAAUAUUUUCCUAUUGGACUGCUGAUGGUUAUCAAAGAACGGGUUGAUGCGUGUUAAAGUAUAUCGUGAACAGAAAAGUGGUAAUUGGUGGUUAUCCAUUGACCGCGAAAUGAUAGGGUACUGGCCGAAUGAGCUCUUUACUCAUCUAGCACACGAUGCUUCUCUUGUCAGAUACGGUGGAAUAGCAGGGGCAGUAUCCGGAAUCCCAAGUGCUUCAGUGGGAAAUGGAAAUUUGCCAUCGAUCAGUUUUAGUAUCAAACAGUCCGGAUGGAUGAAUGAAAUGAAGGUCUAUAAUGAAUCAGGAUUACCUGUUUUCUUCGACUUUUAUAAAGUAUACAAGAAACAAGAUACAACAGCGGAUUGUUAUAACCUUAACUACAUAUUUUCUAAUUACAACAAGUUUA
Messenger RNA from Papaver somniferum (opium poppy), 1082 nucleotides. RefSeq lists its product as uncharacterized. Bases 36 to 725 code for a protein of 229 amino acids. The record is from RefSeq and is a predicted model, not a curated record. The transcript has 7 exons. Lineage: Eukaryota; Viridiplantae; Streptophyta; Magnoliopsida; Ranunculales; Papaveraceae.